Molecule: messenger RNA, 7152 nt
Organism: Rhincodon typus (whale shark)
Lineage: Eukaryota; Metazoa; Chordata; Chondrichthyes; Orectolobiformes; Rhincodontidae
Exons: 2
Coding region: 225-1268 (347 amino acids)
Cellular component (GO): membrane
Source: RefSeq, a predicted model, not a curated record
AGCCUGGCUGCUCAAAUGUAUAAAGCAACGCCCUCAAAGAGGAAGUCUCAGGCACUUCCUCACAAAAUCAGCAAGCAAGAGAAAAACAAAAUCAAGAGGUUGAAAACUGCUGUCACUUUCCUCAACUCAGUUUGCAAAACUGAAUGCCAUAGUUUACAAUACGGGAUACAAAUCAGCUGCUUUUUGGAAAACAUUGAAUUACUGUGCAAUUCACGCUCGAAUAGAUGGCUUCACAAGUAAUGUUCCAUAAUGCCACCUAUCUCUCAAAUUACGUUAACUCAGACAAUGGCAAUUCCAAAAAUUUUACUUCAGGUUUGGACAAUUGCACAAUCAACAAGUUUUCGAAAGCACAAAACUUAGUUUCAAGAUGUGUUUACAUCUACAGUGUAUUUGGACUUUUGGGACUAGUAAUGGGCAUCCUCAUCCUCAUCAGAAACAUUAGAAACUAUAAGCAGAACAUGAAUUUUGAGAAACUUGACAUCAUACUAUUGUCGCUGACAGUGGCAGAUCUCACACUCAUUCUUUUCUCACUCACUGAUGCAGUCAGACCAGAGGAGAUAAAUAUCACUGCGCUUGGCUGUGCCAUUCUCUCAUUCUUCUUCAAUAUCUCCUACUUCUACACAGGAUACACUCACAUUGUGAUUUUCUUCUUGGCAUACGACCACCUGGAAGUGGCGAGGAGAGCUUUGAAAAAAGUGUAUAUCUCCAUCUUGGCUGUAAUGGGCAUUAGCAUCACCUUCUCCAUCCUGAUCACAUCGUUAACUGGGGCUGGACACCACCCGAACAUGUCAGUGAACUGCCACGUGGACCCGCUUGAAGCCCCAGCCGAGUACAGCAUUCUCAAGUUUGUCUUCGGAUUCUUAAUACCAACACUCAUCAUUCUGGGCUUACUCCUGCAUUUCCUGGUCCGUUCCAAAUGCUUGCAGAAAGCACAGGAGCACCAAGGUCACAUUGGGUGCUUCCAUCCUCAACGGGUGUUUCUGAUGCUGGUAACAGUGACUUUUAUUUGCCGCUUGAUUUAUAAUGUUUUGCUUCUCCACAAAUCUCAAGAGGACGCAUGGCACCAUAUUAGUGAUUUCAAACUCAAGCCUCUGGUGACUAUCAGAGAAUUAGUCAUGUUUUCUGGCAGCUGCCUGUGCUUGAUGUUUAUUGCAAUUUUUCACGAGCUGCGUCACCAAGCCAUGAUCAAUGCUUACCGAAACCAUAAUGUCAUGAGUCCCAAUAUUGAGAUCACUGGGAACCACGAAGAGUCUGCAUCGCUUAACUGAAGUACCUGCCACCCAGGAAGGAUAGAAUUCUGCAACAAUUAACUCAAACAAUGCAGUGACAAAUGCUACUGCUUUAAUUCUGUCCCAAAAUGUUUUUUUGAAGCAGGGUUUUUUGGCUUGCUUGAACAUUCUCAAAUUCUUUUGAAGACCUAUUCUACAAUGACCUACACCCAGUCUGAAGCCUCUACUAUGUCAUUCUGGAUACAACUACAUUCUGGAAGGAAUUAGGUAGAACACAAUACCCUCAGGGCAACUUUACUACGGUGACAUGUGUUUCACCAUUGAAAAGAUGAAGUAUGGAAAAUCUAAGUGUGGAAAAUCAGCAGUACAAGCAACUCAUUAACACCUUUUUUUUUCUUAUAAUGGGGCCAAGCACAGAUUUAGCUAAGAAAAGUGACAGAACAACAGAGUUAAAUUAUUAUAAAUCAUUUGAUGAACACAAAUGAUCCCUGGUUUAAAACAAAGGAAGUUUUGAUUUGCUAUUUUUUAAUAACAAAAUGGUAAAGGUCUUGUAAAAUGUAAGAUGCUUAAAAACAGAUGAAGCUGCAGAAAAUAGGCUACAAGUUACAAAGUUAAGAGAUUCACGCAUACAGCUCCUAAAACCACAGGAUUUGGUCUUUUCACUCCUUAUUUACCAAGGAGGUCACAGAUUAUAAAACGUGCACAGCAUUGUAGCUCCAAAGCAUGUAGAGUGGGAAAAAAUGUCCACACUUGAUUGUAGCCAGCAGUAAAUCUACAGAACAAUCCACGCAAAUGACACCAGCCAUCGUUUUAACUGAUAGCAUUACAUUAAGUGCCAACAUUAAUGAGCUACUACACAACAUUGGCUGAGCACAAACAGUGCCAAAAUUGCACAUUUUACUUUUACUCAAGAAACAGAGUGCUGUAAUAAUGGCAGUGGAUUAGAAGCAUAGGCUUGAGUGACAGAUUUUACUAAAAUGUGGCCUCACACCGAAGCUUCCUUGAUGAGAAGAAGCCGAUUGUUGAGUGACUGCAGUUAGCUCCUCCUCUAGCCUCAAAACUUGUGAAAUCUUUUCAUCCUCCAUAGUGAAAACAUUUUGCUUUUAAAGGUUGGGCCAUGCUCAACUGUUCAGAACCACAGAUGACCAACCAACAAUGUGUGCCGUGGAGGCCCAUUAAUCUGAAUAUUGAACAGUACUGAAUAGCAAGUGUGAAGUAUUUAGUGGAGAGAUGAACAAACGACACUUUGUUAAACUUGUGAAUAUCCACCAAUAAAGAAAGUGCACUAGAAAUUAGUGACGACGGCAUUGCAAUCAAGUAACAAUCAUAUUGUGAAGUGAUUUCAUAGCCUACUUAAUUCCGAGAAUGAAAGGAAAAAUGGCAUCACUUCCUGCAAGACUGUCUGAAUACACAUUUACAAAUGAGGUGCAUGAUCAACAUUAAAAUCAUACUUUAAAAAACAUAUAAAAAUGAUUAUACCAGCUCCUGCAAAAAAUGCAACUUCCUUCCAUGAACAUCUUGGUUCUGAAAUUAAAGUUAAAUAUUUUGACUUUUGUAUUUUAUAUCUUAACUGAUUGUCUGUAUGCUGAAGAAUACUAAAUGUAAAAUAUUCAGUGCUAUUCUGAAGGGUAAAAAAUGGUUAACUGUAAGUUAAAUUUAGUAAACAUGUUAACCAAGUGUAAACAUCAAAUUAAAUUGCUUGAAGCUUCUAACCACACAUAUUUGGAGAACUGACUUAAAAUGGCAUCAAAUUUUAUGCAGACCAUUCAAUCAACUGUACAUAGGUAGACUUGCAGGAAUAGGCAAAAAAAGUGCAAUGAUUUGUCUGCUUUGCCCGUUGGAAUCCUGAUAAUUGUGCAUUGAUAGUAGGAACCAAUCUCCACGUUGUAUGACAGUUAUAACAGGUUCAGAUCUGACAUGAAGAAAACUCCCAUGUGUUGGAGCUUUGAGAACCAUUGGUCCAAAGUCAGCUGUUGCUCCCAGGUACACUGCACUGACUACACGUCAUGUCUUAAAUUACUCAUACACUGUAUCUCAAAAUAGUACCAAUUGGCAUGAUGUUACAAUAUAGGGCAAUAUAUAUUUUUGCCACAUUCUAAAUCAGGUCAGGAAAUUAAAAGAUAUCUAACUGCAGUCUACUGGUCACAUGUGCCACAUAAGAGUCUGGUAAAUGGUCCAGGAAGCUUAUUUUAUUUGCAUUAGUUAUUAUAGAAUUACUGUAUAAAGGAUUUGAAAUGUCAUGCGGUAGUUUACUCGUGUGUUAGCGAUUCCUGAAUAUGUUACUUUUGACAGAUGAGAGGCACUUACCUCCUGCUUUAGAUGAAAAAAAAUUAUCCACUGAGCAGCAAUGACCAACAAUGUUUAUUCCCACUGUUUAUAUCCUUCUCCAAGUGCAGUUUUCCAUUACCUAAUGACGGCACUAACAACACUGUAUAUUUUCCUCUAACGAAUUAAUUUAAUCAGGAUAAAGCAAAAGUCGUGACUCUGCAGGAGUCAUUAUGUUGACUAAAGCAAAAAAGAUCCUUUUCUUAAGAAGAAAGCUUUCCUCAGCACUUGGAGGGUUCGAGGAUGGAGUCAAUUUAACCACAGUUACAGAAAAAAGGGUGCAAUUACAUGGUAGGUGUAGUAGAACUGUUAUAAUGGGGGAACUUCAAUUACCCAAAGACUGGGAUACUCACGGCGUGAGGCGCAGUGAGGGUCAAGUGCUCCUGGAGUGUAUUAAGGAGAGUUUGCUACAAUAGUGUGUGUUUAGUCCAACAAGGGCCUGGUGCUUGGAAAUGAGGUGGGCCAAAUGUAACAUUUAGUGAGGCAGUGAUCAUAAGGUUCAGGUCGGUGUUAAGAGAAUGACAUGCAUCAAUUCAGGGCAAGUAAAAUCAAUUGGCAGAGAGCUGACUUUAAUGGGGCAGGAACAGAGCUGAGCAGGAUUGUUUGGAAUGAGAGAUUGGUUUGCAAGAUCAGUAACUGAACAAUGGACCAUCUUCAAGGAGUAGAUGGUUUGGGUACAAUCAAGGUAUAUUCCCUUUGAUUGGAAAGGUAAGACAAACAAAUCCAGGGUUCGCAGGAUUAUUUUAUUAAUUAACAUUAGAAGGAAAAGGUCUGCUUAUGACAGGCAUAAGGCAGAAAAUACAACUAGAAUCAACAGGAAUACCAAAUGUUUAAGGGAGAAGUCAAAAAGCAAAGAGGAACAAUGAGAAAAUAACUAGAAGCUAACAAAGCGAAAUCCCUAAAUUUUCUAUAGGAAUACAAACACCAUAGAGUAGUUAAAGGAGUAGUACAGUCAGAGACCAAAAAGUGGAUUCACAGAUAGAGCUAGAGGCGUUAAAUGAAUAUUUUGCAUUUGUCUUCAUAAAAGAGGAUGAUAUCCAGGCCCAGUUGACAGUGGAAGAAAGCCUAUCAACAGAAGGGACCAAUAUUAACAAGAAAGAAGUCUUGGAUAGACUGUUGGUACUUAAAAAGAUAUCAGUACCAGAUAACAUGCAGCCAAGGAUUGUAAAGAAAGUGAAGGUAAAAAUUGCGGAGGGACUGGUCAUAAUAUCUGUCUUCUCUGGACUUCAGGGAAAUGCCAGAGGACUGGAAAAUUCCAACAUUAUAGCCUUGUUCAAAAACAGAUGUAAAGCUGAUUCCAGCAUUACAGACUAGUUGAUUUAACUUCAGUAGUGGGCAAAUGUUUGGAAACAAUUAUAUGCAUUAGAAUCAGUAGUCACAUGGAAAAAGGUGGGUUGAUUAGAAAAAGUCAGCAUGGAUUUCUAAAGGGAAAAUCUAACAUACUGGAGUUUUUUUUUGAAGAGAUAACACAAAGGUUCAAUGAGGGUAAUGACAUGGUAUACAUGGAUUUCCAGAAGACAUUUGGUACAGUGCCUCACAGCAGACUUGGGAAGAAAGCUAUAGAUCAUGGUAUAAAAUGGACAGUGGCAAAUAAAGGUACAAUAUUGGCUGAGAAAUAGAAAACAGAGUGUAAUAGUCAACAGAUAUUUUUCAGGCCAGAGAGGGUUUGUCAUGGAGUUUCCCAGAGGUCAGUACUGGGACCCUUACUUUUCAUGCUAUGUAUUAAUGAUCUCAAUCCUGGUGUGCAGGGGACAAUUUCCACGUUUGCAGAUGACCCAAAACUUUGAAGAAUUGUAAACUGUACGGAGGAUCAUGUAGAACUACAAAAGGACAUUAACAAGCUGGUGGAGUGAGCAAAAAGGUGGCAGACGAGAUUCAAUGCAGACAAGUGUGAGGUGAUGCAUUUUGCUUAGCACUAAAAGACAAUAUAAAAUACAAUUCUAAAGGGCAUGCUUGAGCAAAGGGACCUUGGUGUAUACGCGCACAGAUUAUUGAAGAUGGCAAGAUAGGUGGAGAAAAUAGUAAAUAAAGCAUACAGUGUUCUAGGCUCUAUUAGUAGGGUAUAGGUUACAAGAGCAAGGAGGUGACAUUGAACUUGUAAAAGACACUUUUUAGACCUUGCUAGAAUAUUGUGUACUGUUGUGGGAGCCACGUUAUCAGAAAGAUGCAAAAAACAUUGGACUGAAUGCAGAAGGAUGGUUUCAGGUGUGAGAAACUUCAGGUAUCAGGAAAGAUUGAAGAAGUUGGGAUUGUUCUCCCUGGAGAGAAGCUGAGAGGAGAUCUGAUUGAGGUUUUCAAAGUCAUGAAUGGGUUGGGUAGAAUAGAUGACAUGAAGUUGUUUACACUUGUCGAAGAAACAAGAACAUGAGGGAAUGGAUUUUAAAUUGAUUAUACAAAUUAAGCAAGGGUGACGUGAGAAAAUAACAUUUUCACACAAGAGGUUGUUAGGGUAUGGAACGGACUGCCUGAACAUGUGAUGGAGGCAGGUUCAAUUGAGGUAUUGAAGACUGUUUUGGAUGCUUUCUUGGAUACCAAUGGUGUGCAGGGAUAUGGGGAAAAGGUAGGAGUUUGGCACAAGAUAAUAGAACCAAUGCAAGCAUGAUAGGCUGAAUGGCUCCUUCUAAAUCGUAAUAAUUCUGUGAUUCACUCCUGCAAUGCUCUGACAACAAGGGGGGGAGUAUAAGCAUUGAAUCCUUGUUACAGCAUUGGUAUUGGUCUAUUAUCUUUUGCUACACUAAAUUUGGUUGCAAGUAGCCAAAUGGGCCAUUUAACUACUGAUUAAAAAGUCUUUAAGGGGGUGUCAGGAGCAAGUUCAGACUCAUAAUAAUGAUUGUGAUAAUGAAGUCAGUUUCAAGGUGGAGAGAGGAGGAUAGACUAUAAAGAAAGGAAAAUUAGUCUUUAGCAUUCUUACCACCCAUGACUUAAAUUGAAAUUUUCAUAUCUGCUUCAUUUACCUGAAGAAGCUUUGCUACAUUCAACAAUUACCCUCCAUGCCCAUCUCAAUCUCUAUUAAAUCUCUACAAAGCCCAACUCCAUCCAAAACAAAAUACUGCUCCUUAAUCUGAUGAGGCUAUUCUACUAGGAGCUCCCUCAUUCACCAUGACUAGAUACAAUAAAAAAAUCUGCUCAACACUUGAUUGCUUGUUCCCAAUGGCAAAACCUGCCUGCCACAGCUUUUUUAAUUUUGCUCUGAUUUAUGAUGUUACUGAGUGCUGCUCUAGCCUUACCCUCUUUAUCCUCUUCACCUGAAAAUUAACUUUUUGACAUACAGUAUGCUUUCUCUUCCUUAUGUUCCACCAUUGUUGAAAUUCAGAUUCAUUUGUUCUUUCCUCGGUCCACAAAACUACGGGACUCCCGAUUUUCCUUAGUGAUUCCUUUCUAUGACAAUCUUCCAGCUUUGGACAGCCAAGGCCAGUAUGAUCUGAUCAGUACAACUUCUUAUUUUAGUUGGUUCUCCUCAGUGAAUUAGACAAAACUAAAUUAUAUUCAAGGUUAUCUUCAGCUGCACAACCUUCAAAUCGUACUGACGUUAUAAUUGUAUUCAAUGUAAAUUAAUGAAAGAGCAAUAAAAGCUGUCAGAUCUCAUCAGUAAUCAGAA